ACGACAUUGCUGUUGGUGUCAUCGACUGCAAGUCCAUCCUAUUUCAUGCAAGCAAACGGAAAUGCAAUCACACAUACACAAACACAGGGUGUGUUUAUCGGAAACAGAUUACAGUCAUCACAAGUGGACGAAUACUUGAAUGUUCCAUUUGCACAACCACCGGUAGGUAACCUACGGUUUGCAAAAACACAAACCAUCAAACCUUACACAGAUGCAUCUCCACGUAAUGCUACCGUUCCUGGACCGAUUUGCAUUCAACCUUCUUCGGGCGAUAGUACUACCAGUCAAGUACAAUCAGAAGAUUGUCUACAGUUAAACAUCUACAAGCCAUCAAACGUUGGCUCUGGACGUCAUUUGCCGGUCAUGGUUUGGUUGUAUGGUGGAAGUUGGCAAGAAGGCAGUAUAAAUCAAGCACGUAUAAAUGCAACAAAUUUCGUAAAGAGAAGUAUGGAAUUGGAAGAACCUGUCAUUUGGGUUGCAGCAAAUUAUCGUCUUGGCGCUUUUGGUUUCUUGCCUGGUCAAGCAAUCAUUGAUGCUCAACGUUCAGGUCAGGCUGUCUUGAAUGCGGGUAUCUGGGAUCAGAGAGAAGCUCUACUUUGGAUCCAGAGGAAUAUUGAGGCUUUCGGCGGUGAUCCUUCUCGUGUGAUCUUGUAUGGUGAAAGUGCAGGCGCUGCCAAUGUUGGACAUCACUUGAUGGCUGACAAGGGAAAAGGUAGUGUUGGCCUGUUCCGUGGUGCAAUUCAAGAAAGCGGUAAUGCAGCCACAGGACGCAGAUUGCCAUCCAAUCAUCCUGACGCAGAAGCAGUAUACCAAUACGUACUCAAAGGGGCAGGUUGUUCCGAUUCAACUUCUUCAUCAGAACAAAUCGCAUGCUUGAAGCAAAAGUCAACCAAAGAAAUCACAGCUGGUAACAACUUGGUAUUGGCCAAUUCAUAUAUUGCCUAUCAGCCAACUUUGGACAACUACUUCGUACAAGAAUACCCUUCCCUCCAAUGGGCAAAACAGCAAUAUCUUCGCGUUCCAUUCAUCACAGGAGAUAAUCUUGACGAAGGUACAGAAUUUCCUUAUCCUACCACGGUAACAAACGAUGAAGACUUCAAAAAAGCACAAGUUUUCGCUAUUGGUCAAUCGAUCGAACCAAUCUUUGAUCAAAUUUUGAAAACAUGGUCUUCCGAUCCAAGACAAGGUGAACCAUACAGACCUGAUUAUUUCGGCGUAAGUUCUUCGGAUACAUUUUAUCCACCAAACGGUACGAAUCAAUACAAACGACAAGCCUCCAUGUUUCAGGAUAUCUAUUUUGAAGCAGGAAGACAUCUACAGUUGCGUGCUGCCGUUCAAGCCAAAGUUCCAUCUUGGUCUUAUAGAUUCGCACAGGCUUCACCCGUUGGAGUAGGAAUGGAUGCUGGUGUUGCAAAAGCUUCAAUGGGUGUUCAACAUGAAGCCGAAAUUCCGUUCGUUUUCGCAAAUCCC
Meira miltonrushii is the source of this 1470-nucleotide messenger RNA. Its product is annotated as alpha/beta-hydrolase. The record is from RefSeq and is a predicted model, not a curated record. The transcript has a single exon. NCBI's taxonomy places the organism in Eukaryota, Fungi, Basidiomycota, Exobasidiomycetes, Exobasidiales, Brachybasidiaceae. The annotation marks the transcript as partial.